Molecule: messenger RNA, 3225 nt
Organism: Condylostylus longicornis
Lineage: Eukaryota; Metazoa; Arthropoda; Insecta; Diptera; Dolichopodidae
Product: heterogeneous nuclear ribonucleoprotein 27C-like
Exons: 7
Coding region: 854-2593 (579 amino acids)
Molecular function (GO): RNA binding
Source: RefSeq, a predicted model, not a curated record
AGUAAGUCAUCAAUUCGUAUUUAAAUAUAUAUAUAUAUAUAUAUAUAAAUAUAUAUAAAUGCUUAUAUAUAAUAAACUAUAUGUUCUAACUUUAAUAUUAAAUUAAAAUCAUAAAAUUAAAAAUACUAAAAUUUUUUUUUAAUUUACACAAAAUUAUUAUACAUACGUAUAUUAAUUAUUUGUUAUUUGAUUGCAACUUAAAAUAAUAUAAUAUAAUAGUAACCGCGCAUAAUUAUUUUAAAAUAAUAGUAAUAAUAAUGAUAAUAAUAAUAUAAUAAAAUUAACUAAUGGAAAUUUAAUAAAAUUAAAAUUAAACAUUAAAAAAACAAAACGCGAUAAACAAAUAGUUAAACAGUAAAAGAAGCAGCAGCAGCAAUUAAAACAACAAAAUAACAACAACACCAGUAAUCAGAGACGAUCAUCUAAAUUGUCAAUUUUUAUUUUAUGUUUUUUAAUUUGCAAUUUAACAGCGUCUUGCACAUUUAUUGCAAAACUAAUUAAUAAACAAAAAUUAAAGUUCAAAUCUAGAAAAAUCAACAAAAGGGAAGUAAAAACACUUAAAAAUCAUUUCCUUUUACCAUUUUUAUGUUUUGCUCGUUAUUUUCGUUUUUAUAUUUUUUUCCUUCUGUUUUUGUUUGUUUGUUUAAAAUAAAUUUUUUAUGUAACUAAAAAACACAAAUAAAAAAAUUCAAAAUUUUAUAAAAUCUAAAAAUAAAAAGUUUUCAAAAUAUUUAAUAAGCAAGUGAUUGUCUUAAGGAAAAAAAGCGAAAGAAGUAAUAGAAAACAAAAAGAAAAAAGCAAUCUUAAAAAAAAAUAAACAGGAAAAAAUAUCGAAAAACAAAUUUGUUUUGUAAUGAGAACCAACCAAGAAAAUGGUACUGAAGAUGACGAGAAGGGGAAAUUAUUUGUUGGCGGAUUGUCAUGGGAAACAACCCAUGACAAUUUACAACGAUAUUUUUGCCGUUUCGGUGAAGUUAUCGAUUGUGUUGUGAUGAAAAACAAUGAAUCUGGAAGAUCUAGAGGUUUUGGAUUUGUAACAUUUGCAGAUCCAAAUAUUGUUGAUUGUGUUUUACGUAGUGGUCCACAUUCAUUAGAUGGAAGAACAAUAGAUCCAAAAAUUUGUAAUCCGCGUACACUACAGAAACCAAAAAAAACUGGUGGAUACCCGAAAGUAUUUUUAGGUGGUUUACCAUCUAAUAUAACUGAAACAGAUUUAAGAUUAUUUUUUGGACGUUAUGGUAAAGUAAUGGAAAUAGUCAUAAUGUAUGAUCAAGAGAAAAAAAAAUCUAGAGGAUUCGGUUUUUUAUCAUUUCAAGAUGAGGUUUCUGUUGAACGUAUAACAAAUGAACAUUUUGUUAACUUAAAUGGCAAACAAGUAGAAAUAAAAAAAGCUGAACCACGUGAUGGAUCUCAUACUCAUUCAAAAAUAAAUAAUGCAAAUACACAUAAUAAUAUGACAACAGAUGGUGGUAAUAGUACUGUUAAUCAAAAUGCUUCAAAUACAAAUGUAGGUGGUAAUUUACAAGUACGAUCUUCAAGCGCUAUUAGUAUGGGUGUGGGUGGUAUAAGUAAUACAAAUAAUAGUGUAACUGGUAUAAGUGGACAUACAAAUUUAAAUACCAAUAAUGGAACUGGUUCAAUACCAAAUAGUAUGUUAAGCGGCCAAAAUUUAAACGAUAGCAACCAUUGGGGAGGCCCAAGUGGAAUUAAUCAUAAUAAUUUUGGUGUAAAUAUAGGUAAUAGCAGUAUUGGAGGUAGUAUGAUGGGUGGCAAUGGACUAACACCCCCUGGUAAUUCGCAUCAUUUACAAAAUCUUCCACCAGGUUGUAAUAGCGGUCCAAAUGCAAAUAGUUCAAAUAAUGGUCCUUUAAGUGCUAACGGAAAAAAUGGCAAUGGGAACGGUCCAAUGUCUGCUGUUGCAGCAGCAACUGCUGGUAUGUUGCAAGGGCCAAAUGGCCAAAUAAAUACUGGUCCACCAAUGAAUGCAGCAGCAAUGCAAGCAGCUAUGAACGCCCCAAAUAUGAUGCAAAGUUAUCAAGGAUGGGGCACUCCACCUCAACAGCAAAAUUAUAAUUAUAAUCAACCUAAUGCUCCAGGUUCAUAUCAGGGAUGGGGAGCACCACCACCAGGUCACCAAGGUCCCCCGCCACCACCACAAUGGAAUAAUUAUGCAGCACAAGCACAACAAGCGCAAGGAUAUCAAGGAUAUGGACCAAAUAAUGCCUCUGGUAACGCUUCCUGGAAUUCAUGGAGCAUGCAGCAGAGCUCGCAUGGUGCAGGUGGAACAGGUGAUAUGUAUACGCGAGCCCAAAGUGGUAGUGGUGGGCCACCUAAUGCAAUACCAUCGCAUGGCCCACCUCCAAAUGGACAUACAAUUUCAUUAGGAAAAACAUCAGCAAAUGAUUUUACAGGCUAUGGCAAUGGUGGAGGAUAUGGUAACUUUUCGGGUGAUCAAACAAAUUCAUAUGGAGCAAGAUCGUAUGGAAGUGAUAAUGGACCCCAACCUCUUCCAUUUAAACAAGGACCUCUACAAUCUCAAGGCAUCGUUCCAAAUCUAAACUGGAUGACUGAUUUGCCUUAUUUAUUUCAAUAAUGUGUAAUUGAUUAGCUAUUAAAUAACAUAAUAAAAUAUAUAACAUAAAUGGUAAAAAAAUAUGUAUUUAAGAAAGUAAAAAUACAAAAAGAAAUUUACUUUUUUUCAAAGAAUUAAAAAAAUAAUAGUGGAGUUUUGUGAGAUAAAAAUGAAUUACGUGCGUUUUUUUUUUAUUUUUAUGUUUCGAUAAUAUUAAUAAUUAAUUUUUUGUUUUAUUGUAUUUUGUUUUUAACUAUUAACUAGUAAUUAUUAAAUAAGAUUUUUUUCAAGCGUAGUAUAAAAAAUGGCAUAUAAAUAAAAUAGAAAAAAAAAAUGAAAAAUUAUAAAUUAAAAAACAAAUUUAUAAAAUUGCAAAAAAAAUAUAAAUAUUGUAUUUCAGAAACAAAGAAUACAAAAAAAUGAUUUAUAAAUUCAAAAAGAAAAGAACGUGAGAAAAUUAUUCAAAUAUUAAUUUAAAAUCAAAUAUAUCUGAAAAAUUAAAAAUAAAAAUAAUUAAAAAUUAAUUAUAAAAAAAAAAGAAAUAACAAAGUUCAUAUUAUAUAUAAAAAAAAUAUUAUUAUUAUUAUUAUAUAUAACAAAAAAAUAUAAAAUUAAAAUAAUUAAAUUAUAUGUAUUUAAAAAUAUAUUUAAAA